AUGAAUCAGGCGAAGGUGUUGGCUGUUGGACUCGGACGAAGAAACCAGCAAGGUGAGAUCAUCCCGAUGCAAACCCAGGUCGGAGAUGUCGUGGUCAUCCCUCGGUAUGGUGGAACAGAGAUCAAGCUUGACGACGAAGAGUACCAAAUCUACCGGGACGAGGACAUUGUUGGCGUCAUCAAAGAGGAGUGA
Molecule: messenger RNA, 192 nt
Organism: Symbiodinium sp. CCMP2592
Lineage: Eukaryota; Dinophyceae; Suessiales; Symbiodiniaceae
Source: the annotation of a GenBank genome assembly